Ostreococcus lucimarinus CCE9901 is the source of this 1074-nucleotide messenger RNA. RefSeq lists its product with no specific name. The coding region runs from base 1 to 1074 and encodes 357 amino acids. NCBI's taxonomy places the organism in Eukaryota, Viridiplantae, Chlorophyta, Mamiellophyceae, Mamiellales, Bathycoccaceae. The record is from RefSeq and is a predicted model, not a curated record. The transcript has a single exon.
AUGCGCGACGACGUCGAGGCGGUCGCGCGCGCGACGCCCCGCGCGUCCACCGGCGAUGCGAGCGCUUCUUUUUCGGUGUCGACCGUCGCAAAGUCGUUAGGGGACAGGGACGUCGUCACGCCGUUCGACGCGCGACGCGCGACGAUGCGGGCGCGCGGACACGCGCUGACGUUUGAAAACGUCACGGCACUCAUGCGGUCGUGCGCCGUGGCGGACGAGGAAAGCGCGAGCGGGGCGCAGCGCGGGGUCAGAGUGCGCGAAUACUUGCGCGCGCUCGAGCGGGCGACGACGCCGGGACGGAACGGUGGCGCGGACGCGCGAGAACGCGCGAGGGAAGCGAGCGACGAUAGGGACCCGCUGCGCGAACUCGCGAGAGAGUUGCUGCCGGAAUGGCGUCAUCAGGGAGAAUCUCCGGGGCCGAAAUUAAAGAUGCGCGACGGAAACGGAAGGAGAGUUGACGCGACGCGCGAGCUCGAGGAGACGAUCGCGAGGAUGUCGAACGAGGCGAGGGAAGCUGAAGCGGUGAAGGAUGAAGCGUUGCGAAUGAAAUCUGCGAGUUUGGCGGCGAUGACGACGGAGAACGAGAUGUUGCGAUCGUCGCUCGCUUCUGCGCGAGUGGCGAGCGAGGAAAUGGAGCGUCGAUUGUACGAAACCGAGGCGAAGGAGGUGGAGGCGCGUGAGACGCUACGCGAAUGCAUGGCGACUUUGCAUGAAGAGCAAAUGGCUCGAGAAAAACUCAGGGAAGAGCUCACCAAGGUGAGCGAAGAACUGCAUCGCGCACGCGCGGCGGCAGAAGAAGCGCUGUCAACGGAAAUGAAUUUAGAAUUGCGUAUAAGAUCGCUCAGAAACGGCGAUUUACUUGCAGCGCUUCGAGAGCGCGUCAUAGAGACCCAAAACGAGUUGAAACUGGAAGUGAAGUCACACGAUUUGGCUAGGCGGCGGUUCGCGCGCGAGUUGAUGAAGAAGGAGGCGUUCGUGUGCCGAAUCCGCGACAAAGCUCGUGCGCUCGGAAUGUGUUUGGAGCUUUUGGAGGAUCGCGAUAGUUUAGCGUCCGACUCUGAGACGGAUGAUUAG